GGGGGUUAUUUUCUGAAGCAGCCAGUGCUGUAUCAAGAUCAAGAUCGUCCUUGCUCUUCCAGGCGAUCCCGAUCCAUUGAUUCAGAGGCCACUGAAGACGAUGUUGUCUUUCCAGAGGCUUGCAUUCCUCCUGGCCACUGCGAUCAGCCUUGGGAGCACGGCAUGGGCGACACCCCUCGCCUCGAGCUCACAAGCGUCGCUAGUGUCAUCGCGCUCGGAACCGGACCCCUCGUUUGCUGUGUCCGUAGAGCUGGGAGGAGUGACUUAUGUGAAUAAAGGACUGGUGGCGUUCGGGCUCAUCCCGUCUGAUUUUGUCGAUUCUACCGGAGACACGAUGGGGGGCUUCGGAAGCGCUAUUGCCCUUCAGGCUUUCUCUAAAUCAUCCAGUGGCGACAGAUCAGACUCGGAAUCGUUCACGGGAACGCUCGUUGUUCAGCCUGAUCGUGGUUUCAAUGUCGACGGAACUAUAAACUACCAAGCCCGGCAACACACCCUCGCCUUCACCCUCACUCCCUACUACGACCCCGCCGACCUCUCGUUCUCAGACGCCCAGUCCACCCUGCAACUCACUUACCUCAAAACUCUGCUGUAUACUGAACGAGAGGAUAAGAAUACGACGGGGCUGGAUGCGUUGGGGGUGAGGCCUGCUGGGAGUGGCGAGACCGGGGGAGAGGGAGAGGAUCCGGUGUUGCCGAUUGCGAGUGAGGUGGACGAUAGGCUGAGCUUGGAUUGUGAGGGGUUGGUUUCGGAGCGGGAUGGGACAUUCUGGAUGUCCGACGAAUACGGCCCCUACAUCUACAAAUUCUCCUCCUCCGGCUCGCUCAUCAAAGCCAUCCAACCUUCGGCCGCAAUUUUACCCCUGGACAAAAAGGGGAAUGUGAAUUUUACGUCGGCGGUGGACCCGAAGACGGGGAGGGCCGUGAAUCAGGGCUUUGAAGGCCUCACGACCGACUCCUCGCACAACACACUCUACGCCCUCCUCCAAUCCGCUACGAUCCAAGACGGAGGCGACGACGACAUGACGUCAAGAUACACACGACUCGUCGCAUUCGACGUGUCCUCCUCCUCCACCGCCUCUUCUUUCACCGCCGCAAACGUCACAUCUUCCAGAAGCGAGACGGCGACAGGGACGGUGACGGGCGAAUGGGUCGUCCCGCUGCCGACGUCGAAGAAGGGCAAGACGCGGGCGGCGAGCGAGCUGCAUUAUGUGAGCGAGGGGGUGUUUUUUGUGCUUUCGAGGGAUGGGAAGGGACAUGGGGAUGAUGACGACGAUGCGUCUUAUAAGCAGGCGGACCUGAUCUCUCUGGCUAACGCCACCGACAUCCAUGGCUCUAAAUUCGACGAUCCGGCCAACCCGAUCGCGGACGAUGGAAAGUUGGAUAAGAGCAUUGUACCGGCGACGUAUGUGAGCUUCGUGGAUUAUCUGGACGACGUGCAGUUGGCUAGGUUUGGGCUCCAUAACGGCGAUCCAUCGGAUCAAACGCUCAUCAAUGCGAAAUGGGAGUCGCUCGCGUUGGCUUCAUGUCAGGACGAGGCCUUCCCAGAUGAUUAUUUCUUAUUUACCGUUUCCGACAACGACUUCAUAACGACGAACGGGACCUCGCUCGGCCAGCCGUACGACGCUGGGCUGGACAACGAUAAUCAGUUUUUGGUGUUCAGGGUUACGUUACCUGGGGCGGCGCUGGGGGAUUUACCAGCGAUCUGA
Messenger RNA from Stereum hirsutum FP-91666 SS1, 1705 nucleotides. RefSeq lists its product as uncharacterized. Bases 101 to 1705 code for a protein of 534 amino acids. Lineage: Eukaryota; Fungi; Basidiomycota; Agaricomycetes; Russulales; Stereaceae. The transcript is spliced from 9 exons. The record is from RefSeq and is a predicted model, not a curated record.